Molecule: messenger RNA, 564 nt
Organism: Entamoeba invadens IP1
Lineage: Eukaryota; Evosea; Mastigamoebida; Endamoebidae
Exons: 3
Coding region: 1-564 (187 amino acids)
Source: RefSeq, a predicted model, not a curated record
AUGCAAGAAUUGCUGAAAUUCAAGCCCAACUUGAUGAAGAAAGACAAAAGGCUGACAGUGCAGAUGCUGCAAGAAAAGCUGCUGAGAGCAACGAAUGACUUGACCGUCCAAGUUGAUCAACUCACAGAUGAGGAGAAGAAUAAAAAUGAUUUGGAGGAAAUGGACAAGAUGAUUAACGACUUGAAUGCCGAAGUUGACAAGGCACAGAAACAACUUGACACUGCAAAUGAUGACAAAGAUGGCAAUGAAGAGAUGAAACAGAAAUACCAAGACGAACUGAAGAGUGUUAGAACUGAACUUGAUCAAAAAAAGAAAGACCACACUAAGACCCAAUUGAUUAAAAAAAAGAAGACUAUGAGAGAUUAUAAAACUGCCUCCGAAGAAUUGAUGAGAACAAAGACAGAACUCGAUGAGAAACAAGACGAAUGCGACAAACUUGAAGAUGAUAUGUCUGAGAUGAAGUUAAAAUUGGAAGCCUUUGAACAAGCUGCGAAGACUUAUAAACAGUCGAAGAACACUUACGAGAAGAAAUUGACUGAGUUGAAUGAACAACUUGAUCUUUAA